Microthlaspi erraticum is the source of this 894-nucleotide messenger RNA. The record is from the annotation of a GenBank genome assembly. NCBI's taxonomy places the organism in Eukaryota, Viridiplantae, Streptophyta, Magnoliopsida, Brassicales, Brassicaceae.
AUGGUGUUUGCCAGUGGGAAGCCAGCGAGGUUCUUGCUAGCCGAGUUCGGUGAAAUCACAGGACUUAACUGUGAUGAGAUUCAUCCGGAUAUGAUGCCAGAAGUUGAUGAAGAAGAGAAGAAACGUUUUUGGGAGCUUCUCAAACUCAAAGAAAACCGUUACAGCCCAGGGUUAGAGGACCUAAAGGCACUAUGCGAUGAGUGUAUAGCUUGGUCAAAGAAGGACAAGAUUAGGUUCUGUUAUUUAGUUAUUUUGGCUAAUGGGUUGUUAAAAGUUGACCGUAGGAGCGAGCUUCCCUUGGAUAAAGCUAAUCUGGUGAUAGAUUUGGAGAGGUUUGAGAAUUACCCUUGGGGGAGAGUUGCUUUCGAAGACCUGAUGGAUGCGGUCAAAGACGUUACUCAUGAGAAGAUGCAGAGCAAGUCUUAUACGUUGAAUGGGUUCGUGCAAGUGCUACAAAUAUGGGCAUAUGUAGCAGUGCCUAAAGUUGGAGCGACUCUUGGUUGUCCAUUAACUGUGCCAAAUGAGAUUCCAUACUUGCUUAGGUACCAAGGAAGAGGUGGCAGACUUUACAUCUCUAAAGCUUUUUCGGCUUGCAAAGUAAGGCACAUGUCUACUUUUAAUGUCAAACAAAUUAAUCAUACCACCAACGAUCCACUUGUGGACAACCUCGUAAACUACAUUCUUGAGGGGAGAUCGAUGGAUGGUAUUGUUUGGCAGGAGGAAGAAUACGUUCAACCAAAAACUUCAAGGAAGAAAAAAGGAGGAAAAAAUGAAGAGAUACAGAAAGAACAAGAAGAAGAAGAAGAGGAAGAUGUUCCACUGUUGUUAGAAAGAGAGUCAAGGAAGAAGAGGAAAGGGGAGAAAAAAGAUGAUAUGAAAAAAGAAGGCUGUUGA